AUGGCAGUGGUUGUGCACUCAUUUUCAGAGUACAAAAUUUCAGGUAACCUGGAGAAGAAGUCAUACCUUCAUCACUUUGAUUCUCGACCCCUAUCUUACUGGGUCGAGAACCAGUGGGCGACUGGUUCACAUUUCCCAAAGGUCGAGGUUUGGGGGGAGACGCAUGCCAAUUAUGGCAACGAGGUUGCAGACAACAUUUUUGUAGUCCGAGAGCAGAGAGGGAUGCAAUCCGACACGGAGCAGGUGCCACCAGAGUCGGAAAGCAUGGAGGUGUUGCUUGUGAGGAUGUUGGCCAUGGUGAGAAACGUGGCGGUGCCGGCGCGGGGCUCGGUGGAGAAGCUGUGGUGCGACGACGAAGGCAGCAUGGCGGUGGUUCUGGAGUCCUUUCCGUAGCGGUUUCGCAAAAAAAAAAA
Malus domestica (apple) is the source of this 413-nucleotide messenger RNA. Lineage: Eukaryota; Viridiplantae; Streptophyta; Magnoliopsida; Rosales; Rosaceae. The record is from RefSeq and is a predicted model, not a curated record.